Molecule: messenger RNA, 1656 nt
Organism: Coniosporium apollinis CBS 100218
Lineage: Eukaryota; Fungi; Ascomycota; Dothideomycetes
Exons: 1
Coding region: 1-1656 (551 amino acids)
Biological process (GO): regulation of transcription by RNA polymerase II
Molecular function (GO): DNA-binding transcription factor activity, RNA polymerase II-specific; RNA polymerase II cis-regulatory region sequence-specific DNA binding; protein dimerization activity
Source: RefSeq, a predicted model, not a curated record
AUGACCGGUACAGGCUCGCCAACCCCUUACAUCAAGGACGAACCGGACGAUCUACAGUACAACCCCCACCGCUUCAUGAGUCACAACGGUUACGACAUGGCGCAGCAGUUUGGCAACCAGCAUUUUGGGACUUCGCAUGGAGACAUUGGUGGCGUCAACCCGUCUGACCUCACCAUGAGCGGAAGCUUCAUGGGCAACCAAUACGGAUCACAUAACCUCUCGUCAAGUUUCAUCAUGGGGAACUCGAACAUAGCGGACGAUGAGCUUUUGGAGGGGCUUGUCGAGGUGGAUGAGUCCAACCGGCAGCAUGGCGGUUUCAACAGCGGCAUGCAGAGCCGGAACGGAUACAUCCAAGAGCCGAUGAACGGAGCUGGUGGACCAGCUCCACAGGCAGCCAACAUUCACCAGAUGUACUCAAACACCCCGGACGGUGCCCCAAUACAGAGCCCCUUCGUACACGACUUCAACUACAAUGUGUUCCGGAACGUUCACCCACAGCAGGGGUACCACCCGAACGUUCCCACGUCUGGCAGCAUGCAAAACGGUGGCUUCGUGCGCACCGGUUUGGAGAGGCAUGCAUCGGAUUCCCGGAGCCCACUUACUCCGAAGACUCCAGCACUAGGCGGCCUACAUCUCGGCACACCAGAUUCGGGGAGCUUCGGCUCGCAGCCCAUCGCCGCGAAUGCGAUGAGCCAUCGCCAGAAGCAGAGCAUAUCGAGUCAGUGGGAACACACGCCGAGAAGCGCGCAAUCCUGGUACGAUUCGCCUCUUGCAUCACCUCAUGGUGGCUCAAUGCACCACCCGCAAAUAUCAGAGGUCCUAGGUUCGGGAAAGCAUGCUUCAUCGUUGCCAGCGAAAGUCGACCUCGGAGUGCAAGGUGCGCCAGGCAUGCAGUCCCAGUCGCAGGAAGCCAAGCGGCGUCGACGGCGUGAAUCGCACAACCUGGUGGAGCGUCGCCGAAGAGACAACAUCAACGAGCGGAUAACCGACCUGUCUCACCUGGUGCCUAUGCAUCGGCUGGAAGAUGAGAAGGUGCGCAAGCACAUCAACAACAAUGGACCGCUUUCACCAAACUUGACAGCGACGGGCAUGUCACCGCCCCAGGCUACGUCUCUGCUGGCAGGCGGGACGGGCAGACGUGCCGCUGGCAGCAUCACGCAAGGCCUACCCAUCGAGGAUAAAGAUAAAGGCCCAAACAAAGGCGACAUUCUCAACGGUGCUGUGGGCUGGACUCGAGAUCUCAUGUGGAUGCUCUACCGCAAGCUCCAUCAGGAAGACGUUCUUCGGGACCAAAUCCUUGCACUCGGUGGGGUCCCCGCUAUUGACGAGACGGAAGAAGAGAAGCGCAUGAAGACCGAACUUCUAGGUGCCAUGGAGGUAAACGAUGCGGCCAGCUUCUCCUACUCUCGAUAUGCUGGCAGUGGGCUUCGAGUUCCAAAGCACACGAACAUCGCUGGCGAGCCGCUUGAGAGUUCCAUAUCUCCUCAUGGCAAGAACCAAAUGUCCCCUCAGAGCAUCAGUCCGGCUCCCUUGAGCGGCAGCAGCGGUUCCAAUUCAGGAGGCGCUGGCCAGCAAGCGUUCUGGAUGAAUCAACAUGGCAACCAGGGCCCUUUCAAUCAUCUCAAAGAAGAAGAUGAGUUUGGAAUGGAGAUGUAA